ACCGGUACGUGAUCGUGAGCGCAGCUAACGUGUUUACGUUUCUGAUCGCAUUAAUUAAAUCACGUCGCUAUCAUCGGAGCUGCUAUCGUCCGCAAAAUAUGAUUUGCAUUUGAUCAUUAGACUCAACAACAAGUGACACUGGCGCAUCUAUUUCUGCAGGAAACCCGAAUACUACCCGGCACUUUUUAAAAUCAGUCGGUGAAACUAUAUGAGUGUGGUAGCUAGUUUGUGUUUGCAUCUAAUACUGCCACGUUGUCGUUCAUUCUCUGCGGUUUUAUGCCGGUAUCGCCGGCGUAGUGACGUGUCAGUGUGUGCCUCUAAUAAUAGCCGCCGUACCGGUAUACGCGUAGCAGAGCACCAGCGCAGCCUAACGAAGCAUCGAACCACGUGGGCAGGGUCGGGCAGCUGAUAGCCCUCCGAUCGCUCGCUGCACCAUUAUCUCUACGGGAGAGAAGUGCAUUGAACCUUGUCUAAAGUCUGUCCCACAACCAGUUCCUGGCCUAAGCGCACCUGAUUCUGAAGAUCUCUGUGUUCCUCUCUGAGACGCCUGGAAGACUUUAAUCAACCAUGUACAGUGAAGUGAAUGCAACGGGUACCCCGAUGCCAGAUACCAAGGUCCCAUCAGCUCAAGUAUGGGGCUACGGCUUUCUGUUUGUGACUAUUAUCAACAUGAGCGCAUUUGGCGGUGUAUGGAUCAUCCCACUCAUGGAUAAGAAGAUUUAUAAAAAGGUCAUCAUGUUCCUAGUGUCCCUCGCUGUGGGAACGCUCACAGGCAAUGCUCUACUCAGUCUUAUACCAGAGUCCCAGGGAAUCUUCUUAGACGAGGCAGGUCAUGAUUUCAUUUGGAAGAACAUGGUCGUCCUGGGAGGCAUCUAUCUCUUCUUCAACACAGAGCGCAUCCUCAAAAUCAUCGCCAGCAGACGAAGGGAUAGAGCUAGAAGCAAGUCUGAUGUUUCUCAGCAAUCAAGCGUCCAGGUGACCGCCAUGCACAACCUAGACUCUAAUCCAGACCGAAUCGGUUAUAAAUUCACCUCGCCCACGGAAGCCAUGGCGAUGACGGACGCAAGAGAACGUGGUGAAGCAGCGAGGGCAAAAACAGCAAGUCAAGAGGCUUUGGAGGAAGGAAGAGGUUUACUUUAUUCUACACCCUCAGGAGAUGAUAGUCAGAUAUCAUCCCUUAGUGCGAUCUGUAUAAAAAACACAGAGAACGAUGAACCUAAACCAGAUUCCAUCCUCACAAAUCACAAUGGCAACGGUAACCACAACAAACACAAUGGCCACGCCCACGGCAACGGGGACCAUGCCCAUGGCAACGGUGACCACCAUGGUCACUCCCAUGCGCAGAUAUACGACGGUAACAACAUGAUCGCCACAGUAGCCUACAUGAUUAUCUUCGGGGACGGACUUCAUAAUUUUAUCGACGGUCUGGCGAUCGGGGCGUCGUUCACAAACUCUGUCUACCAGGGGAUCAGCACAUCCGUGGCCGUCAUCUGUGAAGAAUUCCCUCAUGAGCUUGGUGACUUUGCCAUCCUUUUAAAUUCUGGGAUGACCGUCAAGCAAGCCGUAUUAGCAAAUUUCCUGUCCGCCUGUACCUGCUAUGUGGGCCUUAUCUUUGGGAUCAUCCUGGGAGAGAACUUCCAUGCCAGCGAGUGGAUCUUUGCUCUGGCGGGAGGCAUGUUUCUCUAUAUCUCCCUGGUAGAUAUGCUUCCUGAGAUCAACAAUGUCGGAGGAGGAGACCCACACCACGAGGAUCAAAGAAGCAUCCAGAUCUUCCUCAUCCAGAAUGCUGGACUCCUUUCCGGGUUCGGUCUAAUGUUGAUCCUGGCCUUGUAUGCAGGUCAGAUCCAGGUCUAACUUCCAAGUAUGGUCUAGACUAGGCCACUUUCUGGUCCUGGAACUUUUAUGCAGGUUGGAUUCAGAUGUAACUCUGAAGUGUUAGUUUUCAGCCUCUUUCAUGUUCUGAUACGUUCAUCUCCUUCCCUGUUGAGGGCAGCAAAUUCCAUCCAAGAAUCAUAAGAGAGCAUUUAGACUGCAAGUAAAAACCAUUGGUUUUUUACUCCCAUUCCCAAGUUUUGUCUAGAAUCCUGGCAUCAGAUUGGCUGAGAGCCCUGGGGGUGGUUCACAAAGACUAAGAUCGACUUUCAGUUGGGACUUAACUAUGGCAGGUCGUUCAUGCAUCUCUCACCAUUUACUGGCAUCGGUCUCUCAAGGGACAUAC
Messenger RNA from Strongylocentrotus purpuratus (purple sea urchin), 2218 nucleotides. Its product is annotated as zinc transporter ZIP14. Gene Ontology annotation, biological process: zinc ion import across plasma membrane; intracellular zinc ion homeostasis. Bases 568 to 1854 code for a protein of 428 amino acids. Gene Ontology annotation, cellular component: membrane. The transcript is spliced from 10 exons. Gene Ontology annotation, molecular function: zinc ion transmembrane transporter activity. The record is from RefSeq and is a predicted model, not a curated record. NCBI's taxonomy places the organism in Eukaryota, Metazoa, Echinodermata, Echinoidea, Camarodonta, Strongylocentrotidae.